AUGCCUCGAGAGGUGGCUGACACGAAGUUGCAGAAAAAAGACCUGCAAAAGUCGUACAACUGCAACUCUAUAUUCCUACAAGAGUUUGAGGAAGUGAUGGAAAAGUUCGAAGCAUUGGAGAAGCAGCUGUCGCUCAAGGGCAACCAGUUUCAGCAGCUUCAAGCAGAUCAUGAAGAGCUCCAGGGGGGAUUCAAGACGGUUGAAGAUGAGAGACACAACGUGCAAGAAUUGUGCGACAAGCUUGCUGGCGACAACGAAGAACUGUUGGAGGAUAAUACUGUGCUCGGAGAGAAGAAGUGGCCCUUGAAGACGAGUGCGAGGAUCUCAAAGCACGAUGUGCCGAGGAGAAAAUGGACAGAGAGCACAUGGAAGACCAGCGAGCUUUGA
Didymosphaeria variabile is the source of this 387-nucleotide messenger RNA. RefSeq lists its product as uncharacterized. The transcript has 2 exons. The record is from RefSeq and is a predicted model, not a curated record. Bases 1 to 387 code for a protein of 128 amino acids. Lineage: Eukaryota; Fungi; Ascomycota; Dothideomycetes; Pleosporales; Didymosphaeriaceae.